AUGAAUGUUCCGAGGAAUGUUUUAAUGACCAAAACCACGAAGAAGCGCGCGAGGAGGAGCACGACACUUCUGUUUGCUCUGUUCUUUUUCGUGUUGUUGGGCGCGUUGACGCGCGUGUGCGAUGGCGCCGGGUAUUACGCGUACGAUAAAAGAAGGCACAAUAACAACAACCAAAAAGUCUAUUGCUACAAUGGUCAUAACCACCAGGAUACGAACGACCCGCGCGAUUGUUUUGAUACUUGCACUUCAUGCAACAGUUGUUACACUUUUGUUUACUCGGAAUCUACCAAUGAGUGUCAGUUUCUAAACCAUCAGUCCCUUAGUAAAAUGUUAGAAGAUUCUAAUUAUGAGUGGUAUAUUCCCAUCGUAAAUGAAUAUAAUGGAUUGACUGACGAUGACUUUGCGACGCACGUCGCCGGUUGUCUCGCUGAAGCGCCGGAGGACGGUUUAUGUAAACAGUACGGCGGUCGUGGUUUCAGUAAUUACGAAGGUUUCUCAAUCGGCUCGAUGCCGGACUGGGACGUUUCCGACGUGACUGAUAUGUCGGAAGCGUUCAUGGGUAAAACUACCUUCAACGCGGAUCUCUCGAACUGGGACGUUUCGAGCGUUACGGAUAUGAAAAGAAUGUUUUAUGGAGCGACGAUUUCUAAUCCGUCGAUUUUCAAUCAAAAUAUCGGAAGUUGGGACGUUUCAAAAGUUGAGAACAUGAACAGAAUGUUUUAUAAUGCCAAGGCUUUCAAUCAAAAUAUCGGAAGUUGGAACGUUUCGAGCGUUACGGAUAUGGCCAUAAUGUCUUUCAAGCUUUAG
Bathycoccus prasinos is the source of this 807-nucleotide messenger RNA. RefSeq lists its product with no specific name. NCBI's taxonomy places the organism in Eukaryota, Viridiplantae, Chlorophyta, Mamiellophyceae, Mamiellales, Bathycoccaceae. The transcript has a single exon. The record is from RefSeq and is a predicted model, not a curated record. Bases 1 to 807 code for a protein of 268 amino acids.